CGGAUCUGCGCUGAGCUGCUGUAUCCCGGAGCUCGUGCCCCCGCCGCUGCGAUGCCGCUGGAGAACCUGGAGGAGGAGGGCCUGCCCAAGAACCCCGACCUGCGCAUCGCGCAGCUGCGCUUCCUGCUCAGCCUGCCGGAGCACCGCGGGGACGCGGCCGUGCGCGACGAGCUGAUGGCGGCCGUCCGCGACAACAAGUCUUGGAACGGAAGCCGUCAAGAGGCAAACCAAGGACUGCCCCCCGCCAGCCCCAGUGGAGGUUGGCGGUGCCGGGAUUGGCCCCGAUGCAAACCUCCCAGCAGCAAAAGUUUAGGUUUUGCCAAGCCUUUUAGCAAGCUCUGUCCCAUUCCCUCCUACAUGGCCCCGUAUUACGAAGCCUUGUGCAAAUCCCUUGACUGGCAGAUGGACAUGGACUUGCUCAAUAAAAUGAAGAAGGCAAAUGAAGAAGAGUUGAAACGUUUGGACGAGGAGCUGGAAGAUGCAGAGAAGAAUCUGGGAGAGAGUGAAAUCCGCGAUGCAAUGAUGGCAAAGGCUGAGUACCUCUGCCGGAUAGGUGACAAGGAGGGAGCUCUCACAGCCUUUCGGAAGACAUAUGAUAAAACUGUGGCCUUGGGUCACCGACUGGAUAUUGUGUUCUAUCUCCUCAGGAUCGGCUUAUUUUAUAUGGAUAAUGAUCUCAUCACCCGAAACACAGAGAAGGCCAAAAGCUUAAUAGAGGAAGGAGGAGACUGGGACAGGAGAAACCGCCUAAAAGUGUAUCAGGGUCUUUAUUGUGUGGCUAUUCGUGAUUUCAAACAGGCAGCUGAACUCUUCCUUGACACCGUUUCAACAUUUACGUCCUAUGAACUCAUGGAUUAUAAAACCUUUGUGACGUAUACCGUCUAUGUCAGCAUGAUUGCCUUAGAAAGACCAGAUCUCAGGGAAAAGGUUAUUAAAGGAGCAGAGAUUCUUGAAGUGUUGCACAGUCUUCCAGCAGUUCGGCAGUACCUGUUUUCACUCUAUGAAUGUCGUUACUCAGUUUUCUUCCAAUCAUUAGCCAUUGUGGAACAGGAAAUGAAAAAGGACUGGCUUUUUGCUCCUCAUUAUCGGUAUUAUGUGAGAGAAAUGAGAAUUCAUGCAUACAGCCAGCUGCUGGAAUCAUACAGGUCAUUAACUCUUGGCUAUAUGGCAGAAGCCUUUGGCGUUGGUGUGGAAUUCAUUGAUCAGGAACUCUCCAGAUUUAUUGCUGCUGGGAGACUACACUGCAAAAUAGAUAAAGUGAAUGAAAUAGUGGAAACCAACAGACCUGAUAGCAAGAACUGGCAGUACCAAGAAACUAUCAAGAAAGGAGAUCUGCUACUAAACAGAGUUCAGAAACUUUCCAGAGUAAUUAAUAUGUAAAACCAUGGAAACAAAGGAUUUCCUUUAGAGAUAAUUAUUUGGAAUUUUUAUAGCUUAUUUCACUAUGUGCCCAGUUCAACUGUAUAAAAUAAAUACUGCAUUGUUGUUUCUUUCA
Messenger RNA from Diceros bicornis minor, 1495 nucleotides. It is a transcript of the gene PSMD6, whose product is annotated as proteasome 26S subunit, non-ATPase 6. Lineage: Eukaryota; Metazoa; Chordata; Mammalia; Perissodactyla; Rhinocerotidae. Gene Ontology annotation, molecular function: protein binding. Gene Ontology annotation, biological process: proteasome-mediated ubiquitin-dependent protein catabolic process. The record is from RefSeq and is a predicted model, not a curated record. Gene Ontology annotation, cellular component: proteasome regulatory particle. The coding region runs from base 52 to 1380 and encodes 442 amino acids. The transcript has 9 exons.